This is a messenger RNA of Phanerochaete carnosa HHB-10118-sp, 2151 nucleotides long. RefSeq lists its product as uncharacterized. Bases 1 to 1992 code for a protein of 663 amino acids. Gene Ontology annotation, molecular function: protein kinase activity. The record is from RefSeq and is a predicted model, not a curated record. Gene Ontology annotation, biological process: protein phosphorylation. NCBI's taxonomy places the organism in Eukaryota, Fungi, Basidiomycota, Agaricomycetes, Polyporales, Phanerochaetaceae. The transcript has 4 exons.
AUGCUAGAUGAUCAGUUGAGCUACCCUAUCUAUAAGGUCUCCUGUCCCACUAUUUCCCUUGACGGAUCGGAGGCGUCGAUAUCCGAGAAGACAUAUCUUAUCGGACGAUACGCAUUCGGCCACUACGCGCCUGUGGGGAGGUGCACCAAAGGUUACCCGGCGCUGGAUAUGCAGACCAAGCGGCUGGUGUGGUUCAAGGACCAGUGGCGCUGCGCUGCUCGUCCUCAUACGGAGCUGGACGCUUACAUGCGACUUCACAAGCACCACGUCACGUAUAUCGCUACGCCAGUGGCGGGUGGAGACGUGAUGGAACACCGAACGGUCACGCAAGACUAUCUGGCGCAUUUGGCGGACAGUUGGCGGCCCUCGGAACGGGUGCAUACUCGUCUUGUGACGAAGGAGGUGGGAAGACUGCUCGAGACAUAUAAGGACUCCUGGGAGCUAUUACGUGUAUGCACCGAGGCGUUUUUUGCUCACCAGGAAGCAUGGGAAGAGGCACGCAUUCUUCACCGCGACAUAAGUAUCGGGAAUAUUAUGAUCGACACCCAGACGGGCAAAGGUUUUCUGAACGAUUGGGACCUCUGCAAAUACCGUGAGGAUAUGGAGACAAAGCGGCCGGCUUCUGAACCUUCUGGUAUAUCGGGGACCUGGGCCUUCAAAUCUGCUUUGGCUCUGCGAUAUCCACGCAAGCCUCCAGAGCUCGCAGACGAUUUGGAGUCCUUCAUUCAUGUCAUUACGUUUCUCGCAUACCGUUUUCAUGAUCACGAGCUGUCCUCGGAGCCCCUCGAGGAUACAGAGGACGCGCAGAUCACGGCCAACGCGAAUAACCCCGAGCUCAUGGGUCUAGUCAGCGUAUUCUUCUACGCACAGAAGCGCGUCGGCAACGGAUUUUAUAAGGGUGGAGGACUGAAGUACCACAUGAUUCUCUCAGGUCUCCCACCCGUACCGUUCAAGCCCCUUAAGAACGGCAAGCGCUCUCUCGUGGAGACGUUCCUUCUCAAGGCAUACCAGCUGCUACAGGAACACUACUGGUCUUUGGACGAAUCAGAGUUCGCGGAAUAUGCAGCACACGAAGGCGAUUGUGCUGCCCCUGACGAAGUCGACUAUGUGGCGACCUCGGGUCCUCCUCUCCCUCUUGUCGAGGCGCCGGCUGAGUAUCUGGGCCAGGACCCUAUCUAUGCCAGCAUGUGGGCGCGGAACGCUCGCCGCACCGUCAAGUCCUCGAAGGGCAAAGAGGUGUUCUGGAAGACCGUCGUCCGUAAGAAGCCCUCGUGCCCGUUCGACGACCCUCAACCGGUGCUCGAGUCACACACAGACCUGGCCUUCCUUUUCCUCAGCAUCGCCAGAGAUGAGCACGGCAACGACCUCGAUCUUCAGGCCUACAGAGACGACAAGCGCUUCGACCAGUUCUUGAACUGGCGAAUGGUCUGCUAUCUAGACAGGAAGGGGAAGACGGGGCAGUGGAAGACCCCAAGUCCGUCCGGCGAGUCAGGAGCGAAGCGGAAACGGGAAGAGGAAGAUACUGGCGAAGCGCCGAAGGCGCCGAAGAGGCCCACGGUCCCCCGCACUGGAGGACCUCGGACUCGAGCUCUCGUCAAGGCUGAAGAGCAAGCGGUGGCUCCACAGGAGGCUGCGGUCAAGAAGGCAGCGACUGGAAAACGGAAAUCGGCGGCGGCGACAGCAGUUGGUCGGUCUAUGAUAACCGUGGCGAAGGCCGCACCUCCUCAGAAGGCCACGGGGCCCCAAUCGAAAAAGAAAGCGCCUACAUCGCGUGCUGCUUCGAAGAAGGGCAACAAGCCUCAGCCGACGAAGACUGCGACGAAGGCAUCGGCGUCGCGUAAGGCACAGGCCUCUCGCAAAUCCCCUAGCCCUCGACGUCCGGCCGCUGUGAAGGCGGAAGUCACAGGGCGGAGGUCGAAGACCGCCAAAGCCAAGGCGGCAGCGCCUCCUGCACCGACGAGGCGUUCCGAGCGGUUGGCCAAGAAAAGCUGACGGGCUGGGCUUUAUCUUAUAUAGUAGUACUAGAACUGAUUUAUUGCAUGGCACAUACUACCUGAUGAGGAAGCAUUUGAACGUCGCUCGAGCUGCGCGAAAGGACUGCUGUAGGCGAUACACGAGUUGAUACGCAUAUUGUAUUGCCAGCGAACAAUC